Dipodomys ordii (Ord's kangaroo rat) is the source of this 5415-nucleotide messenger RNA. RefSeq names its product alpha-kinase 3 (gene Alpk3). The coding region runs from base 1 to 5415 and encodes 1804 amino acids. The transcript is spliced from 20 exons. Lineage: Eukaryota; Metazoa; Chordata; Mammalia; Rodentia; Heteromyidae. Gene Ontology annotation, cellular component: nucleus. Gene Ontology annotation, molecular function: ATP binding; protein serine/threonine kinase activity. The record is from RefSeq and is a predicted model, not a curated record. Gene Ontology annotation, biological process: protein phosphorylation; cardiac muscle cell development.
AUGGGGUCCCGCAGGGCCCUGAGCCGCGGCUGGGCCUUGGGGGGCCGUGCUGAGACCGGGGCAGGGGGCGAUGGCGAGGAGGAUGGGCCUGUGUGGACCCCGGGCCCCGCCAGCCGCAGCUACCUGCUCAGUGUGCGCCCUGAAACCAGCUUAUCAAGCAGCCGGCUGUGCCACCCCAGCGCUGGAAGCUUCCAACGCUAUGAAAAGACAGCGGGCCACGCGGCCCUCGGGCCUGCAGUCAGCUCCCUGCUGCUCCCGCUGCCCAGCGGGCGGCUCUGGCGGCUCGCGGUGGCUGCCGUGGCGUGGGCCCGGGCCCGGAGCCCUCGCUGCUCCCGUCUGCCCGCUCCCUGUUCCCUCUCAGGAUACCCCGAGCCGGAGGUGACAUGGUACAAGGAUGACCAGGAGCUGGACCGCUACUGCGGCUUGCCCAAGUACCAGAUCACGCACCAGGGCAAGCGCCACACGCUGCAGCUGUUCAGGUGUCAAGAAGACGAUGCAGCCAUCUACCAGGCCUCGGCCCGGAACUCCAAGGGCAUCGUGUCGUGCUCGGGGGUCUUGGAGGUGGGCACCAUGACCGAGUACAAGAUCCACCAGCGUUGGUUCGCCAAGCUGAAGCGCAAGGCUGCGGCCAAGAUGCGGGAGAUGGGGCAGAGCUGGAGGCAGGGCCCGGAGGCCGCGGCCGAGGCCGAGGCCCUGCGCAAGCUCAGCCCCGACCGCUUCCAGCGCAAGCGGAGACUAAGCGGGGGCCAGGCGCCCGUGCCCCCCGCCCCAGCGCGGGAGGCCGAGGAGGAGACCCCGGCGGCCUGGCAGGAAGGGGAGGCCCAGUCCGCCCAGCACACAGGCUUGGGCCUCCUCAACAGUUUCGCUCCCGGAGAGGCGCCCACCAACGGGGAGCCGGCCCCCGAGAACGGGGAGGAUGGGGAGCAAGGCUUGCUGACCUACCUCUGUGAAGCCAUGGAGCUGAGACCGCACAGAGCCCCCCAGAAGGAGUCCGGGGCCAAGAAGAAAAGGAAAGAUGAGGAGCCGAAGCCCAGCCCGAGGAGGGCCGAGCCGGACAGGGCGGCCCCCGGCCAGCGCCCGGCCGAGCACUGCGGCUCCGAGAGCCCAGGCCCCAGCCGGGAGCCUGAGCUGUAUUUCUCCCUGAAGGACAUGUACAUGGAGAGCACCCAGGGCCACGGGCCGCAGGAAGCUCCGGGGUCCCCACCCCCAGGGGCGCUGGCACCCGGACAGAGCCCCCCGGGGAAGGAAGACGUCCAGCCUAGAGGCGAGGGGGCGCCCGCCGUGCCCAGCCCCCCCACGGCCUCCCUCGCGCCGCCACCGCCCAGGCCUUUCAACAGGAAGAGAUUCGCCCCUCCGAAGCCCAAAGGGGAGCCCGCGGCCACAGCCCCCAACACGACCACGGAGCCCGGGGCCCGGGCCUCGGGGGCAGCCCCGCCUCCGGCCUCCGGCCAGGUGCCCACGCCCCCUGCCCGGCGGAGGCACGGCGCCCGGGACAGCCCGGGGCAGGGCCGCAGGACCGCGGGAGAGGUCCCGGAGUCCCAGGCUGCCAGGUCUCCUCGCGCGCCUGCCAGCGGCGUGCUCUCCCCCGCUGCACAGCAGAGUAGCACGGACCCCAUGGAUACCGAUGCGGCCCUGGCCCCCGGAGGCCGGGGAGGGGCGCAGGCCCCACGGAGCCAGGCGGGCAGCGUGCCAGCCACCACCCAGAGCACGCAGACAGGCCGGGAGACGCAGGACGCUGAGAGGCAGCCAGCACCCAAGAGUGGCCGCAAGGACGUGGAGACACAGCGGGGACAGACCCCGCAGGAGGACACGGGGCACACGAGGGCGCAGGGCGAGGAGACCGGCCUCAGCCCGCCGCCCGGGACCCCCGGAACCCCGCGCUCCCAGGCACCCAGCACACGGCUGGCGGAGUCCGUGCUGACCCCUGAAGUGUGUUGUGACCCCGAGAAACCUGGUUCUGAGCUUAGAUCCGAGGAGCCCCUAGUCACAGCCUCCAUAAACCACGGGCACACCGCCCAGGGUCCCCCACCCGGGAGCCCCGGGCGCCCGGCUCAGGAGGGGAGCCCGGAGCGGGCAGGUGCAGGGGAGGCCAGCCCAGAGGAUGGCGGGUCCCAGCGCCCCGAGGAGCUGCCAAGGGGGCACGCAAGCCAGGUCCUGCCCACCGCGCCUGCACGGCCCCCACAGGAGGAGCCCCGCGGUACCCCAGCGUCUCCACACGGGGCCCCCGAUGCCCUCCUGCCCUCCAGGCACCAGGCCCUGCCCAGCUCUGCCCCCACACUGCACCUGGGCCCAGGGCCCCCCGCCCAGAGCCUCCCCCAGGGGCCCUCAUCUGCCAGCCAUGGGGGGGCCUGCGCCAGGGAGACAGAGGUGGAAGGGGGGCCCCCGGGAGCCCGGGGCUGUGACCCUGGCCUCAUAGACUCCCUGAAGAACUACCUGCUUCUGCUGCUGAAGCUGUCCAGCGCGGAGCCCGGCGGGCCAGGGGCCCCGGUGCCCGCCGUGGCCGGGCUGAGUCCCUGCACGUCGAGGCGCAUUCUGGAGCGCGUGGAGAAUGAGCACCUGGUGCAGAGCGCACAGACGCUGCUGCUGAGCCCCGCCACCUCCCGACGCCUCACCGGCCUCCUGGACCACGAGGUGCAGGCCGGACGCCAGGCCCUGGCUGCCGCCCAGCGCCCCGGCCCCGGCCCCAGCCCCGCCACCAUCCCUGCCAUCGUGGUGGGUGAGGAUGAAGAUGCCCUCGAGGGGCCCAGCCCCCCCGAGUCUUCCCAGGAGCAAGGCCUGAGCGAGCCAGCCCCGGAGAACAGCACCCCGAACAGCACCCAGAACAGCACCCCAGAUGACAGCAUCCCAGAGAGCAGCCCCCCAGAAAACAGCCCCCCGGAGCCCUGCCAGGAUGAGGGGGUCCCAGGAGGGGCUCCCAUGGGCCUCCCCGCGGCCACGCCCGAGGAGCUGGCCCUGGGGGCGCGGAGGAAGAGGUUUCUCCCCAAAGCGAGGGCCGCAGCUGACGGGGAAGCCGCCAAGCCCGAGGACAAGGCCACGAGCCCCACGGUCUCUCCCCGGGGACCCCGGAAGAGCCUGGCACCGGGGUCUCCAGGGACGCCGGGUAGGGACAGGCACUCCCCCACCCAGGGGAGGAAGGGCAGCAUGCUGGAGGUGCCCCGGCCCGACGAGGAGCCGACGGCGGGAGACCCGGGCCCCGAUCCCAAGGCCAGCGGUCAGGACACAGAGCCAGGGCCAGAGGAAAACAAGGCCAGGAAGGCCAAGGACCUGCUCAAAGCCCCACAGGUGAUCCGCAAGAUCCGCGUGGAGCAGUUCCCAGACGCCUCGGGGAGCCUGAAGCUCUGGUGCCAGUUCUUCAACGUCCUCAGCGACUCGGUGCUGACCUGGGCCAAGGACCAGCGCCCGGUGGGCGAGGUGGUGCUGUCUAGCUUCGUCUCCAGGGAGGAAGCGGAAGUCGGGGAGGAGAUCGAGAUGACGCCCAUGGUGUUUGCCAAGGGCCUGGCGGACUCGGGCUGCUGGGGGGACAAGCUCUUCGGGCGGCUGGUGAGCGAGGAGCCCCGCGGAGCCCGGCCCCGGGGGGACCUCCGGAAGGCCUCCCGCGCCAGGGUCAUCUACGGGCUGGAACCCAUCUUCGAGUCGGGCCGCACGUGCGUCAUCAAGGUGUCCAGCCUGCUGGUGUUCGGGCCCAGCGGCGAGACGUCUCUCCUGGGCAGAAACUACGACGUCACCAUCCAGGGCUGCAAGAUCCAGAACAUGAGCCGGGAGUACUGCAAAAUCUUCGCGGCGGAGGCCCGGGCUGUCCCCGGCUUUGGCGAGGUGCCCGAGAUCAUCCCGCUCCAUCUGAUCUACCGGCCCGCCAACAACAUCCCCUACGCCACGCUGGAGGAAGACCUGGGCGAGCCCCUGGAGCCCUACUGCUCCCGGGAAUGGGGCGCCGGGGCCCCCACAGCCUCCAGCAGCUCCGAGGCCAUGCAGAAAUGCCGGAGCUUCCAGCACUGGCUGUACCAGUGGACGAACGGCAGCUUCCUCGUCACGGACAUGGCAGGGGUGGACUGGAAGAUGACUGACGUGCAGAUUGCCACCAGACUGCGAGGAUACCAAGGUCUCAAGGAGAGCUGCUUCCCUGCACUGCUGGACCAGUUUGCCUCCUCCCACCAGUGCAACCCCUUCUGUGAGAUGCUGGGGCUGACGCCCCUCAAGGGCCCCGAGGCCGCCCACCCCCCGGCCAAGGCCAAGGGCUCCAAGAGCCCCUCUGCUGGCCGGAAGGGGCCCCAGCUGAGUCCUCAGCCCCAGAAGAAACCCCAGCCCAGCCCGCAGGGUGCCAGGAAGAGCAUGCCGAGCCCCAAGGCCACCCCUCGGGCCUCGGAGGCAGCCGCUGCCCUGGCACCAGGUCACCCCCGAGCCCAAGAGGGGGGCUCGAAGCCCCAGGGCACGCGCAACUCGGCCUCCCUCACUGCCGCGUACCCCCAGAGCCAGCCUUGCGCCCUGGUCUCCGCCAGCAGGCGCCAGCUCUUCUUCCUGGUCGCUGAUGCCCACUCGCUGCGCCCCUCGGCUGGCUGCGAGCCCGCCUGCCGCCUGCCACUACUGACGGCAAAAGGGAACCGUGUCGACUGGAGUAGAAAGCCCGCAUCGGGGCUCCCAGCACGAUUUGGGGCUCAGUCUUCUGUGGCGACGCCCCGCCUGCACGGCCGGGAGGCCGGGAGCAGGAGAGCGGCCAGCGAGCGCUCGGUCCAGUCUGCAGCGGCCAGCGAGCGCUCGGUCCAGUCUGCAGCGGCCAGCGAGCGCUCGGUCCAGUCUGCAGCGGCCAGCGAGCGCUCGGUCCAGUCCACCGCGCUGCAGACACGCUGCGCGGGCCCCGCCCAGGUGGCCGGCGGGAGACCAGGCCCAGGCCGCUGCCCUUCAGCCCCCGGGGGCCCCACUCCGUACCCCAUCUUCCCGCUCAGGGACGGCAGCUCCAAGAACAGUGGCCCCUCCAGCGAGAGGAGACAGAUGCAAAAUGAAGCUGAGUCUCUGGACUCUGCCCCAAGUUCUGCUGAGAUGACAAGGCGGGGCUGGCGGGAGCAGCCUGGACCCAGUCCCCUGCAGUGCGGCGUCCAGGCCACCUGUCACCAGACCGUGACCUCUCCCGUGCGCGGCUGGCUGACUCUCCCUGACAGUAGCACCGCGGUCCUGUCCGUGAGCAGCUUCUGCUUCCGGGAGGCGUCGGCGUCCGGGGAGGGCGAGGGUAUGGAUGGGCCUUGGUCAGCCUGGCUGGAUCACCGGAUGAGGCGCCCCCCUGGCGUCCCCGUGGCGUCCCGUCCCGUCCUUGGCGCCAGGCAGCUGCGGGGAGUGGCAGCGCUCGGCCACCCUUCAGGCGCGCUGUGGGCGCUGGCCGGGGCUCGGCCUGCAGACACUGGUCUGGCACAGGCCCACGGCUGA